AUGUCGUUGAGCCCCAAGCAUACGACGCCCUUCUCCGUGUCCGACAUCCUGAGUCCCAUCGAGGAGACCUAUAAGAAGUUCAGCGGCGCCAUGGACGGCGCGCCACCCAGCCUGGGGGCGCCCCUGGGGGCCGCGGCCGCCGCUGUCUACCGUCCGCCGCCGGCCGGUCCCUCUUCGCAAGGGGCGGUCGUGGCGGGCAUGCAGCCGCCCCAUGCCAUGGCGGGGCACAACGCGGCGGCGGCGGCGGCAGCGGCGGCGGCGGCCGCCACCUACCACAUACCACCGGGCGUCUCGCAGUUCCCACACAGCGCCAUGGGCGGCUACUGUAACGGCGGCCUGGGCAACGUGGGCGAACUGCCCGCCUACGCGGACGGCAUGCGGGGCGGCGCGGCUGCCGGGGCCACCGGCUGGUACGGAGCCAACCCGGACCCGCGCUAUUCGUCAAUUUCCAGGUUCAUGGGGCCGUCGGCGGGCGUGAACGUGGCAGGCAUGGGGUCGCUGACUGGCAUCGCGGACACCGCGAAGUCGCUGGCGCCCUUGCACGUAGCGGCGGCGGCGCCGCGAAGGAAACGCCGCGUGCUCUUCUCGCAAGCGCAGGUCUACGAGCUGGAGCGGCGCUUCAAACAGCAGAAGUACCUGUCGGCGCCCGAGCGCGAGCACUUGGCCAGCAUGAUCCACCUGACCCCGACACAGGUCAAGAUCUGGUUUCAGAACCACCGCUACAAGAUGAAGCGGCAGGCCAAAGACAAGGCGGCGCAACAGCUGCAGCACGAGGGCGGACUGGCCCCGCCGUUGCCGCCGCCAUCACCGCGCCGCGUGGCGGUGCCGGUGCUGGUCAAGGACGGCAAGCCGUGCCAGAAUGGCGCCGGCACGCCGACGCCCGGCCAGGUCGGGCCGCAGCCACCAGCCCCGACGCCCGCGCCCGAACUGGAGGAACUGUCUCCCAGCCCGCCCGCGCUGCACGGCCCAGGGGCCGGUCUGGCGGCCCUGGACGCGGCCGCAGGGGACUACGGAGGCGGCGUGCUGGGCGCCAACCUGCUCUAUGGCAGGACGUGGUGA
Molossus molossus (Pallas's mastiff bat) is the source of this 1059-nucleotide messenger RNA. RefSeq names its product NK2 homeobox 4 (gene NKX2-4). Gene Ontology annotation, cellular component: nucleus. Gene Ontology annotation, biological process: regulation of transcription by RNA polymerase II; cell differentiation. The record is from RefSeq and is a predicted model, not a curated record. The coding region runs from base 1 to 1059 and encodes 352 amino acids. Gene Ontology annotation, molecular function: RNA polymerase II cis-regulatory region sequence-specific DNA binding; DNA-binding transcription factor activity, RNA polymerase II-specific. The transcript has 2 exons. Lineage: Eukaryota; Metazoa; Chordata; Mammalia; Chiroptera; Molossidae.